Molecule: messenger RNA, 1426 nt
Organism: Cajanus cajan (pigeon pea)
Lineage: Eukaryota; Viridiplantae; Streptophyta; Magnoliopsida; Fabales; Fabaceae
Product: altered inheritance of mitochondria protein 32
Source: RefSeq, a predicted model, not a curated record
ACGAAACUCUGGAUCCUUGGCGCAUUGCGCACCAUAGCCGCUUGUUAUAUCUGACCAAUCACCGCCAAAGUGUGUGCGAUACUCCUUUCCCUCUCUUCACUCUUCCAUUUCCCGUUUUUCUGCUUCUCUUUUCCCACUUCUCUUCCUCCAUGGCCUCCGAGAACGCCGCCGCCGACGACGCCGUCAACGGCUUCACUCGCCCGGAGAUGUACACCGAAAACCUCGCCGGCACCGUCGACGCCUACGACCGCCACGUGUUCCUCUGCUACAAGAGCCACGUGUCCUGGCCCUCGCGCAUCGAGGCCUCCGACUCCGAUCCCCUCCCCAAGCGCGUCGCCGCCGCCUUCAAGGCCCGGAAGAACGACAUAACCGUCAAGACGAAAAUCACUGUGUGCGAGGCGCGUGAGGAGGCUGGCUUCUCCGACGGCGACGUUUUGAUUUUCCCCGAAAUGAUUAAAUACAGGGGUUUGGAGGAAUCAAAUGUUGAUAGCUUUUUUGAAGAUGUUUUGAUAAAUGGUAAACCAUGGAGUGCUGGAGUGCCAGAGGUGUUGAGCGGUUCGCAUGUUUAUGUAUGUGCCCAUGCAAGUCGUGAUGUGAGAUGUGGUGUUUGUGGGCCAGUUCUCAUCAAUAAGCUGAAUGAGGAAAUUGAGCUCCGAGGCUUGAAAGAUCAGAUAUCUGUUACUGCAUGUUCUCAUAUUGGUGGGCAUAAGUAUGCUGGGAAUGUAAUCAUAUACAGCCCAGGAGCAGAUGGAAAAAUUACGGGUCACUGGUAUGGCUAUGUUACUCCUGAUGAUGUUUCUGAAUUGUUGGACAAAGAUAUUGCAAAGGGAGAGGUCAUACACCGACUUUUGAGGGGCCAAAUGGGGCCAUCGGUUGCAGAAGUUAAGGGAGCAGAUGACCAGAAAGUUGCCAAUGGAGAGGAUACCGCCAGCAAGGAAAAUGUUGGUGGUUGUUGCCAGGGUGUUAAUGGAGUUUCUUGUUGCAGAAGUGCAAGUGUUGAGAAAAACAACGAAAUUGAAGAAACACCUGAAGCACAUAAAAAACAGGGGAGAAAAAUCUGUUCUAAUUGGCCAGUAUUACAGCAGCGUGAUAUUCUCGCAGCUGUUGGUGUGGUUGGAGCAGUAGCAGUUGUAGCUGUGGCUUACAAACUUUAUAGAAGAGCAGGGUAGAUUACUAAAAUAUGUUUUAGGUUGCUUGGGAGUUUAUUCGCUCGAUAUUUUUUUUUUUUGUCGAGGUUCAAUAAGAUCAAGAAACAAUUACGAUAACCACUAUUUAAGUUAUACAUCGACGCUUCCGCUUGUUGCACGGAAGGAAUAGUUAAAAGUCUAGCAACAGAUGUAGUGAUGAAAACUUUAUCAUCUUUUUGAAGCCAACAGAAUUAUGAUAUUGCUGCUGAAUGUUCCAUAAUGAUAUGUUUCUUUACUUA